Molecule: messenger RNA, 915 nt
Organism: Ziziphus jujuba (common jujube)
Lineage: Eukaryota; Viridiplantae; Streptophyta; Magnoliopsida; Rosales; Rhamnaceae
Exons: 2
Coding region: 69-662 (197 amino acids)
Source: RefSeq, a predicted model, not a curated record
GCCUCUUGUAUUGGUCUUUCCCUGUUCCAUAUAACGUAAUAUAAAGAAAAGCUUAGAAUUUAGAAGCGAUGUACACAAAGAAGAUGAGCUACUUUUGCGGCUCUAACAAUCUUGUCAUGAUGUAUAUUCUCUUCAUCUUCUUCUUCAUCAGAUCUUCGAUGGCGGAACACGAUGAAGAUCAGUUGUUCGAAUUGUUUAGCAGAGAGGAUAUGGUGCAGGUGGCUGGUUAUGGAGAAGAGAAGCUCUCCACAGUCCUAAUUUCAGGCUCUGUCCAUUGCGAAACUUGUUUACAUGAUGCUCAACUUCAUGCUUGGCCUAUGUCAGGUGUUUUGGUUGGCAUAAACUGUCAUAAAAAUGGUAAAAGGAGCAAAUCUAAUUGGGUACGGGCUGUCACAGACGAAUUUGGGGAUUUCACAAUUGAUCUUCCUUCCAACCUACAUUCCAUUCCAAACUUAGACAAAUCAUGUAGGGUUAAAGUUCUUCGAGUACCAAAGAAAUCAAUGUGCCAACCAACUUAUGUCAGGAGGCACAAGGGGUUGAGAUUAUCAUCAAUUCAAAACGGUGUUCGAACUUAUAAUGCCGGAAGGAUAAGGUUCCAGCAUUCGUCAUCUACGCCCAUAGAAGCAUGCGUUAAGAAGGGAAACAACAACAUGGCAUCAUAGAUGAAAAGGUUCAAGCAAUGGAUCGAUGGGGAUGUAGCACCACAGCUCAUCUAGAUGGCGCAUCAGUCACAGCAUUGAGUUAGGAAGGUUUAAUCCCAUUUCUACCAUCAGGUGUAAAAUGCAUAUGAGUGCGAAACAGAGUGUGAUGACAAAUAUAGCAUAUAUGUAUAUACAUAUAUGUACAAUCAUAUACAAGCCUAGUGUGAUUAAAUACGUUAUGGACAAUACUAAAAGUUUUUCCCUUCGAAAAUCG